Molecule: messenger RNA, 1007 nt
Organism: Salvelinus sp. IW2-2015
Lineage: Eukaryota; Metazoa; Chordata; Actinopteri; Salmoniformes; Salmonidae
Source: RefSeq, a predicted model, not a curated record
CCUGGCUCCUCCCYCUGGCCUCYCCUCAGCGAAUCACGGACCCCGCCRUCGGYACUGCRCCCAAUCAGGAGUACGCCCACUCCAUCCGAUUGGAAGGCGACAUCAUCCUGGGCGGCCUGUUCCCGGUGCACUCCCGGGGGGGCGGCGGCGUGCCCUGCGGGGAACUAAAGAAGGAGAAAGGGAUCCACCGUCUUGAGGCCAUGAUGUUYGCCAUCGACCUGAUCAACAAGGACACGGAGCUGCUCCCCAACAUCACCCUGGGGGCCCGGAUCCUGGACACCUGCUCCAGAGACACAUACGCCCUGGAGCAGUCGCUGACCUUUGUCCAGGCCCUCAUCGAGAAGGACGGCUCGGAUGUACGCUGUGCCAACGGCGACCUGCCCAUCUUCGCCAAGCCUGAUAAGAUCGUGGGGGUGAUCGGGGCGGCGGCCAGCUCCGUGUCCAUCAUGGUUGCCAAUAUACUGAGGCUGUUCAAGAUCCCUCAGAUCAGCUAUGCGUCCACGGCCCCGGAGCUCAGUGACAACACGAGGUAUGACUUCUUCUCCCGCGUCGUCCCGCCGGACUCCUACCAGGCCCAGGCGAUGAUGGACAUCGUCACGGCGAUGGGAUGGAACUACGUGUCCACGCUCGCCUCCGAGGGGAACUACGGCGAGAGCGGUGUCGAGGCCUUCGUGCAGAUCUCCCGGGAAACAGUUAGUAUCAGAACUAAUUACACAGACAGACAGAUCCAGGCAGAGGCUCUGACUAUGGCCCGUCAUGACCGGCCUCAGGCGGGCUGCCAGGGAGCGGAGGGUAUGGACCAUGAGUCACCAUGGCUGAUGAAAGGACACAGUGACAACACAGUCCAGCCACCUUUCUCUCUCAUGGUCAUGAAGAAAGGCUUCAUCUUCUGUCUCCAGACCCCUGGUCCGAUCUGGCAGAGAGAGGCAGCGAUACCAACCCAGCUCAGCACCUGCCACUACGCAGCACCACCUUCUGCCAGCCUGGACAAACCCGCAGAGCUUUGA